Messenger RNA from Passer montanus (Eurasian tree sparrow), 3516 nucleotides. RefSeq names its product centlein (gene CNTLN). Gene Ontology annotation, cellular component: centrosome; centriole. Lineage: Eukaryota; Metazoa; Chordata; Aves; Passeriformes; Passeridae. The record is from RefSeq and is a predicted model, not a curated record. Gene Ontology annotation, biological process: protein localization to organelle; centriole-centriole cohesion. The transcript has 27 exons. The coding region runs from base 1 to 3408 and encodes 1135 amino acids.
AUGGCUUCGGGGUGCUCGGAGGCGGCGACGCAGCGGGUGGCAGAGCUGGAGGAAGAGCUGCGGGCUCUGGCGGAGCAGCUGAGCCGCUGCCAGGCUGAUAAAGAAUUUGUGUGGUCUCUUUGGAAACAUCUCCAGGUGUCAAAACCAGACCUUACUCAAGCCGUCAGCUUGGUUGUGCCUAGAGAAAAACGGAAAGCUGAAGUCAAGGACAGAAGCAUUUUAAAGGUUUUGCAAGACAAAGACAGCGAAAUAGAAUCUUUAGAACAGAGGCUCACAGGACAGCAGCAGGAGAUAAACAGCUUAAUGCAGAGAAAAAAUGCUGUGGAUGAGGAAAAUACCCGUUUGAAGAAUGAAUUCGGUUACUUGAACCGGAAAUUUAAAGAUAAAAGCCAAGAACUUAAGGACACUGAGGAGUGUGCACAGAAGAAGGAAGAGCAAAACAGACUGGUUAUAAAAAACCUGGAGGAGGAAAAUAAGGGAUUAAAUAUAUGCUGUGCUGACCUGCUAAGUGACCUGGAGAAACUGAGGAAGCAGGAGACACAAUGGAAAAAAGAAAAAUCUGGCAGUGAUACCAGAAUAAAGAAUUUGGAAACUAAUUUAGCAGAGACAAGAGAACAAAUAAAAAGUUUGCACUGUAUAUGCAGUAACUUGUCAUCUCAGGUAGAUGUGAAACAGGAAGAACGUUUCCAAAAGGAUUGUGAUGUGGUCGGAGCUGAGAAGGAGUUAGAGGAGCUACAGAAUCUUUACAGACAAAACACUGAAGAUAGAACACAGCAGGCUGAGCUGAUAAAGCAGCUAGAGGCUCUCAAUGCUGAUACACAAGAAGCACUGCAAGCCCAAGAAUAUGCUCACACAGCUAAAACAACAUAUCAAAAAAUUAUUACCCUUACAAUAAGGAUAGGUAUUGCAACAGCCUUUAAGUCUGCUAGAGACUAUAUUACUAUGCAAGAAUCAGAAAUGGAGCUUUUACAGAAAAAAUUGAAGGAAGUGGAUCUUAACCUAGCAGAGCAUAAUUUGUACACUACAGAUACACUGGAAAGCAGCAAUAUAAGGACUGGAAGAAAGCACAAGGAACCACCUGUGAAAUGUUCAAGGUCUCUGUCCCCAAAGAGCUCUUUUAGAGAGUCAGAAGAGUCUCAAGAAUCUUAUGAGCUAAGAGCAGCCUAUGGAAAACAUGAAGAAAGGCUGCAGAUGUUACAGCCCAACUACAGAGUGCUAAAAGAGCAAUUAAAGCAGUGGGAAGAGGGCAAUAGCAGCCUUGAAAAUAGUAAAAGCAGAUACCAGCAUACAGGCUCCUGUCAGCUUUGUCAAGAGGAUCCUGAUGUGAUGUGGGAUGAACUGGCUUUUUUCAAAAGGGAGUACAAAAAAUGGAGUACAGUAAAUGCUGAUAUAAAAGCUACAACAGGCAUUCAAAUGAGUGAAUAUUUAGAAAAAGAUGAAAAGCAUGUUCAGCCACUUUUUAAACUUAGUGAAGAUGAUGCGGCCAAGGCUAAUGCUUCAAAGAGAUGUAUGAGAGAAGUUUCAUACAAGAUGCUACAGAAGGUACAACAACUAGAAAGAAGAUUCAAAGCUAUUGAAGGGGAAUUAAAGAAACAGAAAGAAGUAAAUAAAGACUUACUGAAUGAGAAAAUGUAUUUGAAAGAAUCUUUGAAACUGCAAAAGGAAGAUGCAGACCCAAGAAAAAGAGAGCUGGAAACUGUACUUAAGAGGAUUUGUGAGGUAAAAAAAGAAAAAGCAGAACUUCAGUUCUUGAUUGAUGAGAAGGAAAAAGAAGCUGCCUCUUUGAAAAGGCAAGUGACAGAAGCUAACAGGUUGAGAAAUGAAAGUGAAGAUUUGCUGAGUCAAGUGCAGGAGCAGAAGUGUUUGCUGGAUAAAUCCAAAGCAGUGGCAAUCUCUGGGCAAUAUAAUUGCAAGAUAACAGGCACCAAGGUUAAAUUAAAAACAGCCAAGAAAAGGAGCUCUUUGGGACAUCAUGGAGCUUUUCUCAAACAGUCCAUCAAGGUUAUGAGUAAUGUGUUUGAGAACUUCAGUAAGGACGGCUGGGAGGAUAUGAGUGAAAGCAGAAGAGGUCCAGCUGGUUGUGUCCCAGGUCUUAAGAGGCUCCCUACAAUCUUGAACAGAGCAAAAGGGAGAAAUACCACUAUUCAGAAACUGGGCUACUCUGUUACUCUACUGCAGAAAAAAAUUAAGCCACUGAAGAAGCAGGUAGCUGUUGUACAGAGGAAAAAAAAGACAACAGUGUCUUCCAUUAAAAAUGUUACACAAAACAAUGACAAAUUAACAAGUCAGCUACAUUUGCCUGAUCAGACUUCAAGUCUCAACAAGUGGACGAUUCCUAUUUUGGCCUCCAGCCUGGCCAAGUGGCAAUUGGAGAAGAAAGAUUUACAAGGAAAAUUAAAGUUGAGAGAACAUCUGUCUCAAACUGCUGGCAAGAGUGAAGCCACACCAGCUCCUUCAAAGAACAUUGAUUUAGAGAUUAAACAGCUGCAGUGCAAACUAAAGAAUUCGAACACUGAAAUCGCUAAGCAAUCGACCACCAUUAAGUCCCUUAAAAAACAAGUCCAGGAAAAAGAAGAAUGGGUUCAGGAACUACAAGCGAAAAUUUCUAAGUUGGAGAGGGCUGUUACUAUGAAAAGACAGUUGAUAGGAGACUUAAUGUCUUGCCUAAAAGCAAAUCAAGAAAAUAAGAAAACCUCAAAUGAAACAUUGGAAAGUCUUGAGAGAAAGACGAAGGCACUGGCUGAAGACAAAAAAGCUUCCAUUGACUCAAUGAAACAAAGGUUUAAUGUAGCUAUGAAAGAGAAGUCUCAGUAUGAGCAGAUGUAUCACAAAGCUAAAGAUGAUUUGGAGAAAAAGGAUCUCAGGAUUGCUAAACUAGAGAGGAAAGUGAUUGAGACUGAAUGUGCUUUGAGUGAGCUUGAAACUGCUGCAUCUCAACAACUAUAUGGCUUGGCUAAGCAGAAUACACAGGCAUUGGAGACUCUACAGAAGGAGCUGCUGCUCACCAGUGACAAAGUAGAAGAGUUCAAGACAUUUGUGAAGUCUCUAACCGGAGAAUUACAUCACAGUGUACAAGAGCUGAGAACAAAAAUCAAACUGGCAAAAAAAGUGGAAGAAAUGAAAGCAUGCAAAAAGGGUCUUUCCCAAGAGAGUUUUCAGUUAGCAGCGUCUAUCCUUAAUGUUUCAACAAGUGAUCUUUAUCAAAUACUACAAGAAGGAGAUGAUGAGGAAACAGCCGAAACAGAAAUGGAAUUUGAAAAAGAUAAAGAAUGGCUACAGCAUAUACAGAAACUUAGUGAAGGACAGUUUCCUUUUGCCUCAUACUUAAUGGAUGCUGUACUGGAAAAAUUAAAUGAGAAGAAGAAAUUGGUAGAAGAGUACAGUUCCCUCAUGAAGCACACUGUGUGAUAUUGCUAAGAUGUGUAUUUGCAAAGUCUGACUGAAAUGUGUGCAGUUUCCUCAUGUCUUUCCUCUUCUCAUAAAGAACUGUCAAUAUGCAUGUUCAAUACAUACACA